Messenger RNA from Aegilops tauschii subsp. strangulata, 1182 nucleotides. The record is from RefSeq and is a predicted model, not a curated record. Lineage: Eukaryota; Viridiplantae; Streptophyta; Magnoliopsida; Poales; Poaceae.
AUGACUGACCAGGACAAGGCAAUGGAAACAGCAAUAAAGGAUGUCUUCCCAAACACAGUGCAUAGGUGCUGCAAAUGGCAUGUCCAGCGAAAAGCAAGCGAAAAGUUGGGUAGGAUCCUGAGCAUGGAUGAAAAUUUUGAGCAGGUUUUCUAUGGGGUUAUCAAUGAUUCGGAGACGGUGGAUGAGUUCGAGGAGAAUUGGCAGCAUAUGCUGCAUUGCUUUGACUUGGUUGACAACAGACAUCUAAGCAACAUGUGGCGUAAGCGAGAGACCUGGGCUCCAGCAUACUUCCGAAAGAACUUCUUCCCAUUUACAAGCACUACAGGGCGGUCUGAGGGUCUCAACUCCUACUUCAAGACAUUUGUCAACCCUCAAGACUCUGUCUGGAGAUUUGUACAACAAUAUGAGGUGCUUCAAGAAACAAUGUUGGACCAUGAAGACAAUCAAGCUUUCAUAGGCCAUGCAACAACUGCACCACUUUACUCGAGGUACAACUUUGAGCGCCAAGCAGUUCACUUCUAUACCCGAAGCGUGUUUCUCAAGUUUCAAAAAGAGGUCAUGGCAUCAACAGGCUUCAUCAUGAACCUGGCCCCUGCUCUUGACAAUGCAAGCGUGAGAAAGUAUACAUGGUUGGCUUCACAAGCUUGCAGCAACGAUCUUGCCUACAAAAUAAUGAAUGAUGCAGCUCACCAACUUGAGCCCCUCAUAGCUGCAGCAAAGCAAGGGGCGCUCCCAGAACAACAGAAAGCAAAUCAGCGGCAAGCAAUGCAACAGCAACAACAAACCCCCGAGCCAACCACUGUGCCGCAACCUGAUGGCGAUGCCAUGCUUCAGAACCCCGCACGUGUUCCAAAAAAAGGGCAUCCGACUGAAAAAUCAAAGAGGAGAAAGACUCUGCUUGAGCAACGAGAAGAUGCACAUAAGAAUAAAGCUAAGAAAGAUGAAAAGAAGCAAACCAAGCCCAGAGGAAAACCUAGACCAAAGAAGAAAGCGCCUCCUUGCUCGUACUGCAACGAAGAAGGUCACGGUGUCCAAACAUGCCAGUACUUGAAGGCUGCAAUGGGGGUCAAAAAAUGUCCCUACUGUGAAGAGCAAGGUCAUGCUAUGCAAGAAUGUCCCUACCUAAAAGCUGCAAUGAAGACAGAUGCUAGCAUGGCUAGAGCAACAGAGCUUAGGCUGUGA